Acyrthosiphon pisum (pea aphid) is the source of this 1520-nucleotide messenger RNA. RefSeq names its product slit homolog 2 protein. Gene Ontology annotation, cellular component: plasma membrane. The transcript has 8 exons. NCBI's taxonomy places the organism in Eukaryota, Metazoa, Arthropoda, Insecta, Hemiptera, Aphididae. Bases 683 to 1339 code for a protein of 218 amino acids. Gene Ontology annotation, molecular function: protein binding. The record is from RefSeq and is a predicted model, not a curated record.
AGAGUGUAUCAUAAAUUUAAAUUAAAAAUGGUCAUAACUCACUUAAAAACUGAAUUAUCGUAAAAAAACUUCCAACAAAACACAGAGAAUUCCGCCAAUGGUCAGUUGAUGUCUAAUCGUCGAACAGUUUAGUCUUUCAAUUGUAAUAACGAGUGAAUUGUCGUGUUACAAUGUCACUAUAUAUCAUUUAAAAUGUCAUAUGGCAAUCAUCCGGACCACCCUUGACAUUAAUUAGUCCGGAUAAUCGGAGUUCUACUGUAAUCGAAUUUUGAUUAAAAAAUAUAAAUUAUGUAUUAAUAUAUUAUAAACUUUAUUAGAUAAGUUGCAUAGAUUAGGUAGGUACACCUAUUUUUAAUAACAUUCCUCACUUUAACUCUAUAAGGCUAACCUUCUGUCUUAAAAAACCUACAAAUUAGGUGUUUUUAUUAAAGCUUACAUUAUUGAUUAUAUGUCAUUCAUUUUCCAAACAGGAAAACGUGCAUGUUAUUCGUAAUCGUUGCCAAUUUAAAUUAUGACAAAAAACAAAAAAAAAACCACGUUAAAAACAAGUUCGGUAUUGUAUAUUAUUUUCUAUUACACGUUGUGCAGCGGCAAGUGCGAUUGUGUAGACAGUGUGCUUUGCGACAAGUCCGAGUGGUGACUCUCCCAAGACGACACCGCCGCCGCUGUUUUCAGGAGGACUAUGGUGCUGCUACUUUUGCUGUUAAUGUUCUCUUCCUCCUCAUCGUCGUUUCAAUCAGUCACCGCUGAGUGCCCGGACAAAUGCACGUGUGAAGAAGAGAAAGUCUACUGCAUUGACCAGGAACUGGACCGGAUACCCACCCACAUACCUCCGGCUACCAAAAAGUUGGAAUUGAGUCACAAUGAAAUCAGGGAUGUCAAAUCAUUAGCUCAUCUGACAGAGUUACAGUCAUUGAACUUGAAUAGAAAUUAUAUCAGGGAUAUCGAAUCAUUAGCUCGUCUGACAGAGUUACACGUCUUAAAUUUGAACAACAAUAAUAUAAGUGAGGUGAAAAAUGGUGCAUUUGCAAAUCUUUCGAAGCUUCAGAUAUUGGACUUGAGCUACAAUGAAAUCAGGGAUAUUGAAUCAUUAGCACAUCUGACCGAUUUAGAGGACUUAAAUUUGAGCAACAAUAAUAUAAGUAAGGUGAAAAAUGGUGCAUUUGCAAAUCUUUUGGAGCUUCAGAUAUUGUUCUUGGAUAGUAAUAAAAUCAGGGAAAUCGAACCGAAAUCAUUUAAUCAUCUUACAGAGUUAGAGAUCUUAAAUUUGAGCAACAAUAAUAUAAGUGAAGUGAAAAAUGGUGCAUUUACAAACCUUUCGAAGCUUUGGGCAUUGUAAGAAUAUAAACUAACAAAUAGUGAUUAUUUAAAAUGUAAUAUGUACCUUAAAACAAUAAGAAUUAUUUGUAAUCUAAGAUGACCCUGGGCCUCCACACGAGUUUUUCUCAGUGAAGCCUAGUAAUCAUUCGAUAUUACUUAAAAGAAAAAAAAAAGGUGGAUAGGUGGAUAUUGAGUUAUAA